GCCCCCCGGCCGCGACUCUUUCUGCGAGCGGGCGCGCGGGUGAGCAGUUGUGUUCGUGGCGCGAUACGCGGGUCUCCGUGGGCGCUGAGGAGAAAGCGCGGGCGUCGGCGGCGGGAGGCGAGUAGGCAGCAGGCGGCCGGGCCUCAGCAGCGUCCCGCGCGCAGCGGGCGGCGGCCCAGGCGGCUCUUGGCGGCGUUCGGCCUCGCGGCAGCGGCGGCCCAACCGUUGGCGGUGAGCGCUUGUGCGCCUGCGCGGUGGGUCCCGCAUCCCUCCUCUCCCCUGGGCGCCCCCGGCGGCGUGUGAAUGGCGGCCUCGGCGGCGGCGGCCUCGGCGGCGGCGGCGGCGGCCGCCUCGGGCAGCCCGGGCCCGGGCGAGGGCUCGGCGGGCAGCGAAAAGCGCGCUGCCGCCUCUUCUGCCGCGGCCUCGGCUUCGGCCACUGCUUCGGCGUCGUCGCCCGCUGGGGGUGGCGGCGAGGCGUUGGAGUUGCUGGAGCACUGCGGCGUGUGCCGGGAGCGUCUGCGGCCCGAGAGAGAGCCGCGCUUGCUGCCUUGCCUGCACUCGGCCUGCAGCGCUUGCCUCGGGCCCGCGGCGCCCGCCUCCGCCAACAGCUCGGGGGAUGGCGGUACUGCGGGUGACGGUGCCGUGGUGGACUGUCCUGUGUGCAAGCAGCAGUGCUUCUCCAAAGACAUUGUGGAGAAUUACUUCAUGCGUGACAGUGGCAGUAAGGCUGCCACCGACUCCCAGGAUGCAAAUCAGUGCUGCACUAGCUGUGAGGAUAAUGCCCCAGCCACCAGCUACUGUGUGGAGUGUUCUGAGCCGCUGUGUGAGACUUGUGUGGAGGCACACCAGCGAGUGAAGUACACCAAGGACCACACUGUGCGCUCCACUGGGCCUGCCAAGUCAAGGGAUGGUGAGCGAACAGUGUACUGCAACGUGCACAAGCACGAGCCCCUCGUGCUGUUCUGUGAGAGCUGUGACACCCUCACUUGCCGGGACUGCCAGCUCAAUGCCCACAAGGACCACCAAUACCAGUUCCUGGAGGAUGCAGUGAGGAACCAGCGCAAGCUGUUGGCUUCACUGGUGAAACGCCUUGGGGAUAAACAUGCAACUUUGCAGAAGAACACCAAGGAGGUUCGCAGCUCGAUCCGUCAAGUAUCUGAUGUACAGAAGCGUGUGCAGGUGGAUGUUAAGAUGGCCAUCUUGCAGAUCAUGAAGGAACUGAACAAGCGGGGCCGUGUGCUGGUCAACGAUGCCCAGAAGGUGACUGAGGGGCAGCAGGAGCGCCUGGAGCGACAGCACUGGACCAUGACUAAGAUCCAGAAGCACCAGGAACACAUCCUGCGCUUUGCCUCAUGGGCCCUGGAGAGUGACAAUAACACAGCUUUGCUGCUCUCCAAGAAGCUGAUCUAUUUCCAGCUGCACCGGGCCCUUAAGAUGAUAGUGGACCCUGUGGAGCCACAUGGUGAGAUGAAGUUCCAGUGGGAUCUCAAUGCUUGGACCAAGAGUGCAGAGGCCUUUGGUGGCCUUGAGCGCUUGGAUCUGGACCUUACAGCAGACAGCCAACCACCAGUUUUCAAGGUCUUCCCAGGCAGCACCACCGAGGAUUACAACCUCAUCGUCAUUGAGCGUGGUGCGGCAGCUGCUGCUGCUGGGCAGCCUGGGACUGCACCCCCCGUGGCCCCUGGUGCCCCGCCCCUUCCCGGCAUGGCCAUCGUCAAGGAGGAAGAGACAGAGGCUGCCAUUGGAGCCCCACCUGCUGCCGCAGAGGGUCCUGAGACUAAGCCUGUGCUGAUGGCCCUGGCAGAGGGCCCCAGUGCUGAGGGCCCCCGCAUGGCCUCACCCAGCGGCAGCACCAGCUCAGGCCUAGAAGUGGUGGCUCCAGAGGGUACCUCAGCCCCAGCUGGUGGCCCAGGUGCCCUGGAUGACAGUGCCACCAUCUGCCGUGUCUGCCAGAAGCCAGGCGACCUGGUCAUGUGCAACCAGUGCGAGUUCUGCUUCCACCUGGACUGCCACCUGCCUGCCCUGCAGGAUGUGCCAGGGGAGGAGUGGAGUUGUUCGCUCUGCCAUGUGCUACCUGACUUGAAGGAGGAAGAUGGCAGCCUGAGCCUGGAUGGUGGCAACAGCACUGGUGUGGUGGCUAAACUCUCACCAGCUAACCAACAGAAGUGUGAGCGUGUCUUGCUGGCCCUGUUUUGUCACGAGCCCUGCCGGCCCCUGCACCAGCUAGCUACUGACUCCACCUUCUCCUUGGAUCAGCCUGGUGGCACCCUGGACCUGACCCUGAUCCGUGCCCGCCUCCAGGAGAAGUUGUCACCUCCUUACAGCUCCCCCCAGGAGUUUGCCCAGGAUGUGGGACGCAUGUUCAAGCAGUUCAACAAGCUGACAGAGGACAAGGCAGAUGUACAGUCCAUCAUCGGCCUGCAGCGCUUCUUUGAGACUCGCAUGAAUGAAGCCUUUGGUGAUACCAAGUUCUCUGCUGUGCUGGUGGAACCCCCACCGCUGAGCUUGCCUGGUGCAGGCCCAAGUGCCCAGGAGCUGUCCAGUGGCUCUGGUGAUGGCCCCUGAGGCUGGGCCCCACCCUGGGCCAACCCACCUUGGCUCUGUCCUGUCACCCUCCCCUGCCUUCUCCCUCUGGUGGCUUGGCUCCCACUCCUUGGUGGCCCCAUCCCCCAUCCCCUCACAAUAUGGUUUUUACUUCUGUGGAUUUAAUAAAAACUUCAUCAGUUCUUCA
Molecule: messenger RNA, 2731 nt
Organism: Manis javanica (Malayan pangolin)
Lineage: Eukaryota; Metazoa; Chordata; Mammalia; Pholidota; Manidae
Source: RefSeq, a predicted model, not a curated record